Messenger RNA from Funneliformis caledonium, 1582 nucleotides. Lineage: Eukaryota; Fungi; Glomeromycota; Glomeromycetes; Glomerales; Glomeraceae. The record is from the annotation of a GenBank genome assembly.
UGAAGUAAAAAUUAUAACGCGUAACCCGUCGCAAAUACCACCACUUAAAAUGGGUGACCCACAAACAUACUUUGAAGAACACGCAACCUGGUCGUUGAUUUCUUUCUUGCAAUACAGACGACAGGCAAAAGAUUUCAUAAGAGACAAACUUCAAGAGCAUAGGAAUUAUGUGAAAGCACUUGAUAAAAUUAUUUCAAAUAACGAAUCAAAAGAAAAAUGUGCCCAAGCUCAAAAAUGUCUUGACGCUUUUAAUGACGAGAAAUCGUCCCCAGACGUAGAAGCUUUUUGGAUAUCGGACUCGAUAAAACUUACCAAGUUAAACUAUGCAAAAUCUGCGUUGGAUACAACCAUCGAAGAAGCAAAGGAAAUACGUUCGAUUGUGUCUGAUGAAACGAUAUCCACAUUAAGAGACGAUAACACUGUUCUGUAUGUUAAUACUCCUGAAUCGAAGCGAGUACCAGAUCGAGAUUGUGAAAGCAACGAAAAGCCAAGGAAGCGCACAAAGACCGAAGAUGAUGACUAUUAUGAUGACGAAUCAGAAAGUGAUGAAAGUGACGAUGAAUGUGAGUUAAGGCUAAACGUGGAAGAAAUGGGAUUUGACGAGUACGUUGAUCGAAAUGAUCAACCUUUCAUUUUCAAAACAAAAAACAUAUCGUCACUAUUUGAGUCAUAUCGAUCCAAAGCGUUAGCUCAUGCGCAAAAUUCUGGUCUGAUAAUGACGAAAAAUUAUCACGAAAUAUUGAGUCUAUCCCAUAUUCUUUUACUACAAAUGGAUAAUUAUUCGGAAACGCAAGUAAAAACGUUCUCUAGGGAAACGCUCGAAGAUCUUAGAAAGGAUAUUAAAUCAAAGUUAAUCGGAAAAGAAAAAAUUGCUCUUGACGAUAAUGAUGGUGGAUUACACGAACUUCGCGAAACCAUCACUGAAUCUUUUUCGAAAAAAUUUAAUUCAACAGCAGAGAAAGAAUUUCUUCGACGAAUGAAGUUUCUCUUUGAACAUCUGUCUUAUACUAUCCCAUUACAUCCAUUGAAAGAAAUUAUAAGCGAAGGGACACUUGUCCGAAAACUCGCCAUCGGCGAUCCUUCCCAGGCUAAACAACCCGAUAUGAUCGGGAAAAUUGUCAAUAAUGGAAAAUUUGUUUAUGAAUCGAUGUUCGGUGAGGUGACGGGAGAAGGAAAAAAUAACACGGAAAAAAAGAAUCUAAUCGACCUGGUUAGAUUGGGGAUAUUUAUGAAAGAUUCCCUUGAUAAUAUUUCGCGUAAGACCGGUGUCAAUCGGAUUUUCGGUUGGCAAGUUAUUGUGACAAAGUGGACCGGUUAUAUGAUGACAUUAAUUAGCCCAGGGAUUUACGUUUUGAUUGACACUGGUAGUGUAGAUCUUCCAAGAUCUUUCGAAGUAUGCAAUACGUUUCUAACUGGUCUGGAUACGCUGUUUGCAUUUCAGAUAGCGUAUGAAAAAACAAUAAAGGAUAUCCUCUCAAUUAUGAAUAAAAGUGAAGAAGUUGAGAGUAAUGAUAAUUUUAAAGGAUGGCGUCGAUCAACACUUGGAACACCAUCGUUCAAAAAAAUUGUGAAGUUCAAAUAA